Molecule: messenger RNA, 3769 nt
Organism: Truncatella angustata
Lineage: Eukaryota; Fungi; Ascomycota; Sordariomycetes; Amphisphaeriales; Sporocadaceae
Product: XRN 5'-3' exonuclease N-terminus-domain-containing protein
Exons: 3
Coding region: 348-3302 (984 amino acids)
Biological process (GO): nuclear-transcribed mRNA catabolic process
Cellular component (GO): nucleus
Molecular function (GO): 5'-3' RNA exonuclease activity; RNA binding; zinc ion binding
Source: RefSeq, a predicted model, not a curated record
AUUAGAUUAGCGUCAAGUAUGCAGGCGCAGGCGCAGGCACGGCAAGCUCGCGACAGAGCCGCGCUUUCACUUUUGCGUCUGAAAGAAACCAUCUUCUCUUCUCAUUGAAGCACAUUGUUGCUUCUUUGUCCUCCAAAUCCGCAUCGUCUUAUUACCUCUCAACUUUCGUCGGAUGCACUCGGCAUCGGCGACUUCAAGUUCUUUCUUUUCUGGGUGUAUUCAACCCUCUUGAACCGCCAGUCAUUUGUUGUAGUCUAUAUGCACCCAACGCACUGUCUACAGUGCGACUACACCUACGACUUUCGCAAGGCAUUUUUCCGUUGCAAUAACGCAGCACGAUCGCAAAGAUGGGUAUUCCCGCAGCUUUUCGAUGGCUUUCCACCAAGUAUCCGAAGAUUAUCUCUCCGGUGAUUGAGGAUAAGCCUAUUGAGAUGGAUGAUGGUUCCACGAUACCCGUAGAUACCACCAGACCAAAUCCUAAUGGCGAGGAGUUCGACAAUCUCUACCUGGACAUGAAUGGCAUUGUCCACCCUUGUUCCCAUCCGGAGGAUCGACCUGCACCUAGGGAUGAGGAAGAGAUGAUGUUAGAAGUCUUCAGAUACACAGACCGUGUUGUGAACAUGGUUCGGCCGAAGAAGCUGCUCAUGAUCGCAAUUGACGGUGUCGCUCCCAGAGCUAAGAUGAAUCAACAGCGCUCGAGACGAUUUCGUUCUGCGCAGGAAGCGCAAGAGAAGGAGGCAGAUAAGCAGGAGCACUACAAGAUGCUCAAGCAACAGAAUGGUGGCGUCCUGCCGCCUGAAACCUUGGAAGCUAUGACUAAGAAGGCAUUCGACUCCAACUCGAUUACACCGGGUACUCCUUUUAUGGACAUCCUGGCUGGCAGUCUGAGAUAUUGGUGCGCUUACAAGUUAAACACAGACCCAGGUUGGUCCAAGAUGAAGGUCAUUAUCUCCGAUGCUACUGUGCCCGGAGAGGGAGAGCAUAAGAUCAUGAACUUCGUUCGAUCGCAGCGAAACUCACCCGAACACGAUCCAAACACUCGUCACGUCAUCUAUGGUCUAGAUGCUGAUCUCAUCAUGUUGGGCCUUGCAACUCAUGAACCGCACUUCCGCGUGCUUCGUGAGGAUGUCUUUGCUGAUCAGGGUAAGGUCAGGACCUGUAGGCUUUGUGGUCAGCCAGGACACGAGGCAAGAGAUUGCCGUGGUGAAGUUAAGCCCAAGGACGACGAGCUGGUAGACAAGAAACCUAUGCCACUGAAACCUUUCAUCUGGCUCCACGUCUCCGUGCUGCGAGAAUAUCUUGCCGUUGAGCUGGAUGUACCUGGGCUCCCAUUCAAAUUUGACUUGGAAAGAGCUAUUGAUGAUUGGGUCUUCUUGUGUUUCUUUGUCGGCAACGAUUUCCUACCCCAUCUUCCUGCUCUCGAAAUCCGUGAGAACGGAAUCGACACCCUCACCGCUAUAUGGCGGGACAACCUCCCUGUCAUGGGUGGCUAUCUUACUAAAGACGGCCACGUUAACUUGGACAGGGCUCAGUACAUCUUCCAGGGGUUGGCCAAGCAGGAAGACACAAUUUUCCGCAGAAGACGACAAACCGAGGAGAGACGGGAAGCCAAUGCCAAGAGACGGAGAAUGAACGAUGACCAAAAUGGUCGAAAUGGUAACCGUAAUGGAGGCGACAACAGCCAAAUGUCAGGUCCUCCGAAAGCACUGACACACGACAUGGUCGUCAACCGCGCACCCGUCCCCGAUGCCAAUACGGCAAACAAGAGUGCUGCCGCAGUUCUCAAGAGCCAGAUCCAAGGCUUGGUGGCAAAACCAAGUUCAGAGAGCGCGACUGUGCCUGCAACAUCUCCGUCGGCUCUUGGAAAGCGUAAGGCUGACUUGAUCGAGCAAAGUGAAGCCAGCACUCCCGGAAGCGAGGCGCAGGCGGAGACGCCACCAGCCCCCAAGGCUGAUCCGUCAGAGGACACAGUACGACUGUGGGAGGACGGUUACACCGAUAGGUACUACGAGCAAAAGUUCCAUGUUGAUCCAAAGGACAUCGAGUUUCGCCAUCAGGUGGGACGAGCUUACAUGGAAGGCCUUGCCUGGGUUCUGAGAUAUUACUUCCAAGGCUGUCCUUCUUGGGAGUGGUACUAUCCUUACCACUAUGCUCCGUUCGCUCAAGACUUCGUGGAUCUCGGCAAGAUGGAGAUCAAGUUCGAGAAAGGUAGAAUUUCAAAGCCGUUUGAGCAGCUACUCAGCGUCCAACCUGCCGCCUCCAAACACGUUCUACCAAGCGUGUUUCACGAUCUCAUGACCAACCCCAGCAGUGAGAUCAUUGAUUUCUAUCCUGAAGAUUUUGAGAUUGAUCUCAAUGGCAAGAAGAUGGCUUGGCAAGGUGUUGCACUGUUGCCUUUCAUUGACAUGCCUCGUCUCCUGGCCGCUGCUGAAAAGAAGUAUCCACUCCUCAGUACUGACGACUCUGCCCGAAAUGGUCUUGGAAAGGAGGUCUUGCUGCUAUCAGAGGCCAACCAUGAACUUUAUGACGACAUCAUUAGUCAUUUCUACUCAAAGAAACAAGGCGCACCCGAGCACAAGAUUGACCCUCGACUUGCGCAAGGUCUCUCUGGUAAAGUAGAGAAGCAAGAUGACUACCUUCCACAUGGAACCCUGGAGUACCCACUCGAGAGGAAGGGCAUGCCCAACGUGGAUGAUGACCGUUCAUUAACGGUAACCUAUAAGAUGCCGACCACCACUCACACUCACAAGUCGAUGCUUUUACGAGGCGUCGAACUCCCAACCCCUGCGUUAAAUCGAGGCGAUGUGGAAGAGUUGAGAGGUAAGUUGCGAAAUGCUGGGCGCAGCUAUGGUGGUGCGCCUUUGGGUCGCGGAGGUGGCUACAAUGGUAGCCGCGGAGGAAGGAUCAACUACGGCCCAGGAUCUGGAGGUCGUGAUGGCCGACAAGACAGGCAUCAAAACUACAACAACAACUAUAACCAUAAUCAGAACCGAUUUCCAGGAUCUGAUGCAUUCCCGCCUGUGCCACCUCCUGGCUGGAUUCCGCCGCCACCGGGCUCUUUUGGAUUCGGUGCAGGCUUACCGCCCCCGCCGCCUCAAGCGAAUCAUGGUGGUGGCCGUGAAUCCUUCGGUGGCCAGCAUGGAGGGAAUUAUGGCGGCAACCAAGGAUACUACCCACCUGCUCCUCAGGCGCCAUACAAUGGUGGUAACGGUGGUUAUCGUGGUAACUACAACUCAGGUGGACGUGGCGGGCGUCCAUAUGACGGCGGUAGAAACCAGCGUGGUGGCCGAGACUAUAGAUAGCCGAUUCAGCAGGAGAAGCUGCCCGGCAUGAGCUUGGACGUAUUAACUUGGAAAGCCCCGACUGCAAGCUUUCACAUAUAGCUAAUGAUGAGCGAGCCAGCAGUUUGCGGCUCCCGCCUCUUGUGUUCGUCUGCUGCAUUUUAUGUGUGACGAAAUUUGGUGAUGUGAAGUGCGUUGUUGUACCUUUGUACACCAACUAUUUGUUGAUAUCUGUAUUCAUCUUGGUCAUAAGACGGCUUAAAUGGGGUCUGACAAGUCAUGGUGGUGCGGCAAACCCACAAACGACCCAGACUGUCGGGUCACAUCAUCAAUCCGCCGAGACCGAGAUUACUGACAUAAGCAGACUAUGGAAGUUCAUCCAUGGGUGAGACGCAUAAAUUGGUGCACCUAUCAAGUGGGAGGAACAGAAGCUGCUUGUACUUCGGCGACUUUCUGCACUAUGUUAUUGAACCAGGUACCGUAUUUAU